GAGCGUGUAUGUAUACUCGCUCUGGAGCCCCCUCUGCUACAAAGGGACAGUAAAUAGAUACAGAGCAGAAAAUGAACACUGAGCAGACCCACAACAGAUUGUAGAGAAAGAGCGAUUGUUUGUUGCUGAAUGGAGACAAACAGUGUUAAUGAAAAUGGGAGCUGCAGUUUGCUCCAACUGCUAGUGACUGCUUGAAAAAAACUGAAAUAUUAAACAGAGCAUUUGCAUAAGUAAAGUCAUUUAACCAUAUAUUAGGCAGGUGAAUGAAAUCACAUCUGAGGAGGAAAAUGACUUAUCUGGUGAUGAAAUUAGAAAUGUGCAUAGAAGCUGAAUAAUAAUUGCAUCUGCUCAAUUUAAAUUUGAUUCAUGGACGGCUGAUUGGACCACAGAUGGUGUUGUUUCCAUGCUGCUUAUUUCAUGCACAUUACACUUCGAUUCAUUAGACAUUAAAUUCAUAUGACUUUUCUGCAAAACAAUCAAGCAUGUGUUCACACUGUCUUAUGUAACAGAUCAUUAUUCAUACAAUAAAUCAUGCCUGCUAUAUUACAUUACCCACACUGACACCUGGUGUAUGGGUUAUGCAAUAACUGCAGAAACAAGCAGCAGGGAAGGAGAAAAUGCAGCACAUUAUCCAUUCAUUCAUGCAGAGUUGGUGGUGCAUGGAGCCAAAGUAGUCACAUUAAAAAAGUGACUUACUUGGACACUAAAUGUAUAAAUAGUCAUGGAAGAAGUUUGUAAAAUAAAAACUUAAGAGAAAAUAUAUGCUUUAGCAAAGUCUUCUGGGAAUAACAAUCUCAUCUUGCUGACUUUUGACAGUCUGAACUGUCAUCAGUUAUAUAAAUAAAAUAACCCUAACCCUAACCCUUUGCACAAUUUUCAGGCAUUGCAAAUCAAAAUGUUAAAAUAGUCUCACUUCUCAUGGUGUUGUUGUUGUUUUUUUAAAUUAUAACAAAAACAUUGAAAUGAGUUUCAGUCUAUUUUAUACAAGAGCUUUGAAAACAAACAAAGCAUCCAAAAAGUAAUAAAACAUCUAAAUAAAACUAGGAGAUCAAUAAAUCACAGCAUCCCUUAAAAAAGAGCAAUUUAUAAAAGUUGAAACAAUACAAAGCAUGCAAAAUUAAUAAAAAGCUUUCAUGUAAAAUCAUGUAACACACACACAAAUAUAUAUAUACAUAUAUUAUCCUGUUUUCAUUAUGAACAUUGUGGUUAGAGGAUAUGGAGCUCUUCUAAUUUAACAGAGGAAAAUAAUUGCAUUCACUGUACAACCAGGAUACAAAUCAGUAAGCGUUUCAGCAAAUUUUCAGGGUGAUUAUAUGAUUUUCUGUCUCUGUGCAGCCUCUGCAGGAUCAACACAACAGCUCAAUCAAUAGUACAUUGUGCUAACAGAGGCACAGGUGGCCUAUGGAAAGCCCUGAACAUCAGCUGCCAGCCUCAUAUAAUGUGAUGUGACACACUCAUUCUCCUCUUUGCCUCAUUCCAUUUCAUCUGAUUCCACAGCCAGAGGCUUCAUGUACUGACACAGCUCACAGAGGCUGCUCAUUGAUUUUUCUGAAGCUUCUGUGUAGGAUGGCUCAUGUCUGCUCUUCUCUCUGCUCGUACUUUUCCCCCCAAAAGCACAGAGAAUCCUCCACAUGGAUGGAUUCCAUCUUUCUGUCUUUAUCAUGAAGCCAGCCUAAAAGAAAUUUAUUUGUUCUUGAAAUUUUGACCCGGGCUCUGUUUGUCACAUCUUCAGCUCUAACUUGUGUUGCAAGGUGUCAUAUUUACUGUACACAACGCUGGCUGAGCCCAGGGGGGAUAGAUAUGAGCAGCAAGUAUCAACAAUGUACAGAGAGAGGAAUAUUCAAGAAGUACUGACAGAGGUGGUGACUGAGGUUCAGGCUACAGAUGUAGGCAACAACCAGCAGGUGGAGGCUGAAAAUGCAAAUGGCUUAAAGACUGCAAUUAAAAGGCUGUGUGUGGCUGACAGCUGAGGGGAUGAGAUGCUGCCGUCAGCAAAGACUGUAAGUUAAAGGGGAUAUACCAUUUACAGGACCAGCAUAAUGAUAAUAGACUGAUCUUAGUUUGAUUUAUGGAAAAUCGCAGUCAACAGGUCUAUAAUAACAGUAGUGAUAGCAUUUGUAUUAAUGAAGUUGAGAUGCUGAAGCUCCAGUGAGGAACUUUUUUUUGCCAGUUUUUGUGCCCCCUGAAGAUAAAGCAGUCUUUGCUAAUCUUGUCUGCUCUGCUGGAGUAGUAUUUUUUAUCAAUCUGACUUUUUACAGGGAACUCAAUUAUUCAUCAUGAAUAUUUUAAGUCAAAGAUAUAAAAACAGGGCUGUUUCUCAGCUGCUUAGCUGACACCUACCCUCCUGCACAGACUAAUGGUUUGAAACUGCAAUAUAAAAAUCAACUGUUUUUAUAUUUCAUAAAUAAGUCUAUUUCACAAAUGACAAAAGAGACACAGGAGCUUGACAUAAAUUUACAACAACAGUUUAUGAGUUGAAUAGCUAUUAAGCUGUAAGUACAUAAAUAAACUGAAUAAGAAUGUGACUUGACUUGACUUAAGCCCUUUGCUCCUCAGGGGUGCAUAGGGCGUUGACAAAUGUCCUCCAUUUCACUCUGUCUUCAGCAGUUCUUUUGAGAUCUCCCCAGUUGAGCCCACUCUCUGACAUCUCUGUCUCGAUGCUUCUUCUCCAGCUGUUCCUGGGGUGACCUCAGAUAAGAAUGUGACUGUUGGUUUAAAUACAUAUUUACUUUAUUGCAUUUUAAACGUUUUUAUUAUUAUUAUUUCCAUCAUGAUGUAGACUAAUGCUGUCCAUUUUUGUCUGCCCUGUUCAGCCUUUUAUUUUCCAUUUUAAAUCAUUUACGUUCAAUUAUUUCUUCAAGUGCCUCAUUGAUUACCUUUUUUUUUGUUAAGUUUGCAAUGAAAUUCGGAACAAAUGUACAAUCAUUUGUUGUGUUCAUUCUUGUAUUGACACUUUUUUUCCAACUUGUACAAAUUCAAAAGUUUAUUUCCAGUCAAACCUGUAACUUGUCUAAAAUUCCUCGAGAUGGCGCUGUUGGAUAGUACUUUCCCAAGCGACAGCGGGCGCGUUUAGUUUAAUUUCAGCGUUUUUCGCAGUAACUAUGCGUUUGUAUGACUCAUUGAGUACUUUCUAAAUGUUUGGGGGUCUUUAAAGACAAAAAUUACCAAGUUACUGAAUUUUUCACACAAUAAUACUAACAUUUAUACAUGUAUUAGUUUCAGAGCUGGUAUUAUUCGUAGCCCAAGGUAAGUUGAAGCUAAAGUUGCAGCUGCGGCUUUUGGCUUCCUCCAAAUCUCGCGAUAAGUCGCUGUGAGGCUUCUCCAACGAGGACGGGAGUAUUUUACGUUGGUGUUCCCGCGUCACCCACAGACGAAUCUUACUAGAGUAAAAUACGCAGCUCAAGUUUUUCAGAGUGGAGUGCCGAGUUUGGGAGUGGGAAUGUCAGACGGAGAAACCUUUGUAGGUGAAGCAGUCGGAAACGGCGGCAUAAUGGGUGAGUUUUGACUGCUUUCAAACGAUGUUUUGUUGUCUUCCGUGUGUAACGUUGAGUAAAGUUUGAACCUUGGGCCGAACAGUUUGGGGUUUAGGUUAAGAAAUGCACUAGGAUCACAGUUCAGGAAAGUAAUUGGCUGUUAAACAUUCGCCUAGCCCCUUGUAACCACUUAUACCAAACCUCACAUUAAAAAUAGUCUAAGUGUAUUUCCUAUUUCGUGUAGCGUAGUUCCAGAAGGACUGGUCUUUUGUAACUGUUGCGUUUAACCUGAGGCUGUUGUAAAACUCAAAGAAACCCUGACCACACGACUGUGCUAUCCCCACCAUGCUUUUCGUGGACUCUCUCUACGUGAAGGAGUUUUGUUAAUAUUAAAAAGUGUGAACUCCCCAGCUGUGUCGUUUCCGAUGGGUUGCCUUAUUAAAACUUGCAUUUAAGAACAACAAGAUGCCCCGAAGACGUUACACGUUAGCUCUUCACUAAAUCCUUAGAUUCAUGAAUGGGGUUUGGCCAGAGCGGAUGUAAUUGACUUCAACUGUUAGUGUCUAAGGUACUUAAACGACGUUUCCGUGGUCGGUUCAGACGUUAGCCCGGCAUUUCCUGUGUUUUAGUCAUGAGUGAGUAGGUACAUAGCAGAGCCUGCACACUGCCAGCGGAGUGCAGCCUCUUCUGCUGCUUCAACCACCACAAAUAUGUCAAAUAGGUUUGUUUUGUAGUUGUACAACAGUCUGCAAACCAGACCAAAACUUGUUAGCCAAGUCUCGGUGUUAUUUUGGGUAAAGGCUCAUCGUGACUAUUUUCGACAAGAUUGAGGUCACGGUUAUUGAUCGGAGUCGUUUCUCAAUGAAAGGGACAAUUUUGGGGGGGCUGUUUUCCUGUGGUUGUAAGAUAGAAAGCCACCUGCCACACACGUGUCCAUAAACACAUGGAGAAUCUACUGCAAUCCAAAAAAGAAACCACUUUAACACAAGUUAUACCACCAGGAAGCUUAUACACUUUAAUUUUAGUUGGCAUGAUCAUACAGGUUAUUAUUAUACUUUAUCAAUAAUUAACUUAACGCUCCUGUAAGGAAUUGCGGGUUGGUGGCAUCCCAUGUGAUGGCAGGUGAGUGCAUAUACUGUGGACUGUGACACAACAUUGUCCUAAUUCCUCUCAAGUCAUCACCAGCCCCCAAAAAUUUGAUUAUUGAUUUACUAGUAGUUCAUUAUUGUUGAUUUAUCCAAAUAAUAUAAGUGGCACUUCAAGUUUCUCUUGAAAUUCUAAGGUAAAAAGAUAAUUUGAGUGUUGAUGAGGCUUAUUUCGAUUCAAAAUUGUGAUUGCAGAAAAUAUGCAGCAAAGCAGGCAGUGAGUAAAAGCAUCAGGUGUGUGUGUUAGUAAAGCAGAGGAACAGAAAGCAGAGGAGCAGAGCUUGUUUUCAGUUCUUGAAAAGUUAGUUUCAGCAGCCAUAUAAAGCUCUCUAUAAGUACAGCAUCACUUAAAAUAAUCACUGCGUCUUUGACUGGAGUAAGACAAGAAUCACAAAUAGGAUUAAGUUUUGAUUAGUACGGCAACCUUGGUCCAUGGUACAAAUAGAUCAUUUCCAUCCACAGCUAUAUAAAUAGUUCCCAUUUAGCAGUUGCAUAUUGAUCAAUAACCCCAUUGAUUUCAUCCAUGUUCCUGUUUAUCCCGUGUGUGGUUCAUUGUGACAUCUUUUGGUAUAACACGCUUUGUCAUUAAAGCUGAGCUCACUGCAGUCUGACUUGCACAAUUCAAAUCCUCCUGGAGGCGGUGACUAAGUAGCACAGCACAAAAACAACGUGCAGUCUAGAGAAGUAUAGAUAUUAUGCUGUAUGAGUAUAAAAAUUUUACAACCUCAAGAAUCUAAUCUGGUAGCAUCCUGCAGUUGCACUCAAGCAGCAUGUUGUCAGUGCUAGUAGCAGGUGACAAAGCACAGAUGGGCUGCAGAUCAGACAAAGUGUGUCAGAUGGUGUUGCAAGCCAAAUACCAGGGGAAGUCUGUGAUGGCCUAGCUGUUUGUGAGCGUAAGCUCUAGGUGUGGAGUAGAGUGUCUGAGGGCAGCAGGGAUUGCAUACUUGUCUUUUCUUUAAAUGCAGCAUAAAGUUAGUUCAUGUUGUAUAUUUGUGUUUUUGCAGACUUUUUUAAUAUCAGCAAAUAAUGUAAUUUUGUUAUUGAUGACAAAAUUUUAUUGGCGUUUUAAACUUUGAAAAACACAUCAUUGUGACAUUUGUUAGCGUCUCCACCCAACAAAAUGUUCUUCCAUCUGAACUAGCAUAUGUUGUUGGCCAGGACAUCUCUGAAGCUCUCGAGAACCUCUUUGUAAUCUCUUAGAUAGGAUACCUCUUUGGCUUUUGGAGAAAGCUUAAACAGAAAGUUGCAGCUCUUGCUUAUAUGAACAUUUUCAAAUCAUCAUGUCUGCAGUCUAGUUAACUUUUCGUGAAUUUUACUGGAACACAAACUCCAAAACAUUUUGGACACUGUGAAAAGAGUUUGUGAAUCUGGAUCAUUUGCAGUUUUAACCUGCACAUGCAGAAACAAGGAGAUACAUGCAGUGAUUUCCACUCUAGAGUCCUGUCUGUUUUUAAUGCAUUGCUGCCUAAAGAUCAGGACCACCCAGUCUUGGUUUUGGUUCUUGUCCCUUGUGUACAGAGAUUUCUCCAGAUUCUUUGAAUCUGUUGACAAAAUGUUAUGUGGAUGAUUUUUUUUUAACUUGUUUUUGAGAAAAAAAAAUAUAUGUGCAAAUCACAAUAAUCUUUUUUUUUAAUGAACAUCACACACAGUGUCCUAAAUUUUUUUGGAAUCAGAGUUAUGCACUGUUCAGGCCAAAUGCUAUUCAGGUGACGAGGAAACUGCACAUGUAAGGGAGGCUUGCAUGUUUUUCUGCAGGAUGCAAAGCUGCAAAGCAAACGUGAACUUUUCUGCACUUAAGAAAGACAUCUGCGUGAUAAAGGAUCUUAGCCAAGCAGGGUUUUCGUUGAUUUGGAACAUGCUUUAAGAUUUGAAUAUGCCUCUGAGUGUCAUAUAGAACCCCUUUUGUUGAGGCAUCACCCAAAGGUCUUGUAAACUCGUGUUUGAUUGAUUAUUAUGUUCACUGUAGUACCGCUCGAGUGUGGGGCCAGUAUCAGUCACAGCUAGUCCCACUUGUUCAGCUUCCAGAAAAGCAGCAUUCAUCACAUUAGUAGCACCUGCAUAUUAAACAUACUUUAUAUGUGAUGAAAGUUGACUACAGAUGAGGUGAAAGACUGCAUAUUUCAUGUAGCAUGAAUGAGCAUGCUGACAUUUAUAUGUGCAGGUGAUUGAGAGGUUACUAGCUGUAUGUGUGACUAUAGUAGAGCAACAACUAAUUACCAUUGUCAUCAUUGAUGAAUUUUGCUGCUAAUUUAUUUAUUCAGCCAACCAAGGACCAGUUUAGUUCAUAACAUGCUGCAUGAAGAGAGUAUUGCUUUCUGCACUAGUAUCUGAUCUGUAAAACUCAUGUUGCAUGUUGGUGAACUUAAUGACCACAGAUAUAUCCAUGAUAGACAUGAAUGAGUUGAUAUCUGCUGCCUGAUUUAUUUGUCUAGCUCUAAUUAAAAAGGGGUAAAUAGCUGAGCCUGAACUUCCCACAGACAUUUCAGAGGAAUUUUCUGUGAACUCUCCGCCUCUUUAUAACUUUUAGAUUCCCAAGUGAGCGGAAGAAUUUGGGGCUUUUUACAGACACAGGGUGAACAGAGCCAAGUCGUAUCAACAGAAAAGUUUAGAAGAAUAACAGAGCUGGAUGAUGCAUGAAAUGUCUGAGCUCUCCCAAGGUCGUGGGAAGGGGUCCGUCAGAAAGCACUGUGUCCUGUCUGCUGCAGAAUUCACACUCGGUGCUCCUCACCCCGCCUCUGGGCUCGUCGGACCUUCUUGUAACCCUCGGCUUCCUGGAGGCUCACCACAUUGUUUCCGGUAGUUGAGCAAAACAGCAAAGUGCAGCAUGCAUUUUUCUGUCUGUCUGUUUCUGUCUCUUUGCUCCCUGCACAGAUUUCUGCUGUCAGAAAGGCUGGCCUGGAGCUUCAGCCAAAGACACAGAUGUUGGUUCUCUUCAUGAGAAUUGAACUAAAUUAUUUAAUGCUGCUUUUAAUCAAACCCUGCAUGUCUCUGGUUAAAAUGGACCUUUGGUAUUUAAACACAGGGCUGUAAAUUACUUAUGGGUAUGAAAGUUUUUGGAUCGCUUCAGUAGAUUUCUUCAUCUGGCAUCUGCAAAUUGGUCUGUAAUCGCUAACACUAAUCCUCAGGGCACACGCAUCUGAUCAAAGUACGUCCACCAAAGCUGCUUGUUAUUGCCACAAGAACGCCUGAGACUAUUUUUCAAAUUGUCUUAAAACAUGAUGAAAAAAAAUCCCUGGGUGAUGUAAAGAUAAGCUGUUUGUGUUCUGUGAAUUUGGUUGAAAAUGUUAGGUUUGUGAACAAUACAAUAGCAUCUGCAGGUGUCCAUCUGUAGAAGUCUCUUAGGUUGCAAUUCAUAUAUUUUUUAACCAAUGCUGAAUUUUGAACUACCAGUGCCCACAGUCUCAAAUUCAGAGCAGCUCUCACAGGGCUUGACACUGCCAACAUUUCACUCACAUUUUCGAAAAUAGAUCUGUGCGAAUUGUAAAAUGAACUUAGGGGCACAUGUGCGCAUGAAAAAUAGCCGAGGCAACAAAUGUUUUUUCAUAUAAAUACCGCGGCGAAGUUAGUUUUAGGUUGGAUAUCCAAAGGACAUUCACUGCGGAUCUACCGGUGUCUUCUCACUCUCCAUAGCCGGGAACAGCAACAGCAGUGCGGUUAAAUCUGCUCAGCACCCUCGCUGUUAACGUCGGGUGUUGAAUAAGUGACCAUCAAUGAAUUACCGGUUGAUGUUCUCAGAAAAGGCUGUUUUCAUUCAAUAGCUUCCAUGUCAUGUGACCAAUUGACCUAAAAUUGAUUUCAAAUAAUAGUACUUAUGCCGACCAAUAAGACACACCUCUUUAUUUCCUGAAUUUGUCCUCAUAUGAAUUUUUUCGUGUUACAUUUAAGGGCAAAUAUUUAACAUUUUCUUCAAUAGCUUCCAUGUCAUGUGACCAAAACACCAAAAAUUGAAUUCAAAUAAUAGUACUUAUGUUGACCAAUAAGACACAUUAUUUGAUCCGUUUUCAUUGUGCCCCUAAGUUCUUUGUGCCCCGUGUUAGCUGUUGCUGGGUUAAGAAAGUUCUCUCAUGCUAUUCCUGCUCCUAGCUGUGAUUGUUAUAUCUUUUAGAAAAUACUUUGUAUGCUUGAUAUUUAUGGUCAUUUAAAGCUCUGCUGAGGAACGUUAGGUUGAUGUUGAUUUUGGUGCCCCUUGUGGACAAAGUAGACUUUCUUAUUUUGUCCCCUUCAUGCUUAAUUCAUGUCUUCAUAGAUUAAUAUCAUCUUGCUGACUUUUGACAGUCAGGUGCAUCAUUUAUUUACCAGCUGCGCUCCCAAAGUUGGGGGUACUGAGAGCCAUUGACAAAUGUGCUAUGUUGAGGGGUUGUUGUGUCGCGGACUCUGGGAGCUUAAAAUACUAAACUGCUUGGGUUUGGAAUAAGUGCAAAAAACUCUGUAAAUGGUUGUUGUUUUGCUAAGAAGUAACUGUGAACAUUACAAACAAGGUGCCUUAAUUCUCAUGAAGUCCUCAUAGGCUUAAUAUUGCAACAGCUUGUCUACCUGUGACUGAAAGUUUGAUGACUAAGUGACUGAAAUUCAGCAAGCAAGAUGCUGAAUUGACGCCUGUGUGUGUGGUUACAAUUUGGGUGAGAAGCUGCAUCUUAGCUCGGUGUACGUGACGCCUGUCUGGUACAUAAAAGAACUUAAACCACAUAGCAGCAGAAAUACAACAUCUCUACCACUUUUGUGUGAAAGUACAGAGCGCUGCAUAUUACAGAUGAGGUUCCUUGAGCAGCCACUCGCACAUUUUUUCAGGCUGAAUGUUUGACUGCUCUGCUGUUUGUCAUCUGUCUCCGAUACAGGAAGCAGUUGGGAGACGGCCUAGGGAUGUAAGCUCAGUAGACCUCUGGUGUGUCAGACACGUAUGUGUGUGUAUAGUAACAGUGAGACCAGUGUGACGGCUGCAGGAUGCAUCGUCUUAAGUGCUGUGAUUAACCAAUGACAGCUCCUAUAAACAUAGCUGUUGAUUCUGUGCAGCCUCCCUACUGUACGUCUGUCUGUGUUGAUCCAUACAUCUGUAGUAAUGUAAAGAGCCUACAGUCUGUUUAAACAGUGUCGAGCUGAUUUGUCUGUUCGCCAACAUUAUUCAGUAGGUUCCUUUUACAGAUGCUUGUGACAGAUGCACCGUCAAAACAUUUGAAAGAGAACAUAUAUUCUGGAAACAAUCCUCACAGUAGUUUGGAAACGGUGGCAUCAAGCAAGCGUUUUUCUUUGUCUACCAACCUGAUGUGAAUACCAAGCUGAAGACUUACUUCAUUGCUCCUGUUAUUGUAGUUUUGGUUACUACUUUCUGGUAGCUUUUAUUGUCAGUGAUUAAAAUCUUUGCUUUUAAUGUGUGAAAUAAGUGGCGGACAGGUUUUUUAUCUGCUAAUACUGGCAGAGCAGGUCACUGUAGUAUUUGAUGUUUUAAUAGAUAAAUAUGAGGUAGAGUGGGGUCAGCUUAUUGCUGAGUGUUUUAUAACUUACCUCUGUCUUGGAGGAAAAGGAGACUUUUUAUUUUUCUUACUGCCAAGAUGUUUAGGAAACACCCUUGCUAUGUUAUUUGAUGUUAUAUAUCUGUUAACUGGCAAACAGGGACUUAUGAAAACCCUGAAGCCUGUUCUCCAGAUUCACAGCACAUCUGUCAGCUGUAUUCAAACUUCUAUGUGACUUCACUAACGUCUCUGUCUCUGGUUUUCUCCUCUCUGUUUAUGCUCCUGCCUCAUGGACCUGCCCCCGUCUUAUGUCGACUCGUGUCAUCUGACAACCUGUCUGCUCCACACACAGCUGUAAGUAUGCUCAGCCUGCAGAGCCUGUGGGCAUUCAUGGUUGUUAAUAAUGGGCCGUUAUAUUGGUGGUUUCCAAACGCUAACAAAUGUACAUCUUGUUUUUUUUUAUUUUACUAUUACAAAUGAUUCGUUUCAUCGCAGACACUUGCAGGAUUAGGAAGUUUGUAAAUUUAGAUUGUGCAGUCAAGCUUUAAAAACAAACAUGGCUGUUGCAGCUGAAAUUAAUUCAUGCUUUAUGUGGAUGUCCAUACAACGAUAAUGUCAUCAGUCUAAAACCAAGACCAAUGUCUUUUCUGCGUCAUUUUGGCCCCUCUUAACUUACCACUUGUAAAGGGACAGCAAAUGACUGGAAAUCUACAUAUCUGAUUUUGUUGGAGGGCAACCACUGCACUUGAAUUUACAGACUGAUUCUCAUGAUUUUAGAGCAUUUAAGUAUUAGAGCCUAUUUCCUCUGUGAGAUUGUGUUGCAGCCUGUACCUGGGCUGAUGGUUGAAGUAGGAGACUAGUGCAAAUCCAAAAGUUUUUGUGCCUGAUUGUUAAUGAAACCCUUCUAGAAAGGUAACAAUAGGGCCAAUAAAUGAUUACAAAAAUCAGAGAUGAACUAAAUGAAUCAAAUGCAAUCUUCUUUGAAUCAGAAACAGGGAACUUAGUUUUUUAAAGCUUUAAAGUCUUGCUCAAACUUUGUCUAACAUCUGAACUUGCCAGUAUAUUAGUCUGCUACAAUCAUACUCAUGUUCCAGUGCGGUGUUGUAGUAUCAGCUCUGUUUAUUUUUGGUCCACAGCAACAGAAGAACCUGGAGGGUUAUGUGGGAUUCGCAAACCUACCCAACCAGGUUUAUCGGAAGUCUGUGAAGCGAGGGUUUGAGUUCACCCUCAUGGUUGUGGGUGAGUAAUUCUCCUUUGGCACAUUUUUAUCCAUCCCCACUUCUCCUGCGUCUCUGGCACAAUCAAGCUUUUGUCCGAGGAUAACUGUUUCUCAAUCUGUUUUCCUGCUCCCUGUGUGCAGCUCCUAAAAAGACGCUGGUUCAGCUACAAACAGUGAAUCUGUGUUUGUGCAGAAGAAACUACUGUCGAGUAGUGUUGAGUUUCACAGACGCGUCAUAGCCGAAGUGCUAGCAGCUGGCUGUCCGUGCACAUUCGAGAUGGUUUAAGUUUGAGGGGGAUAAAGUUGCACAUAAAACCCAACUCUGAGAGGCCAUACUUAAAACAAAUGUCAGCCCUCCGGCAGCACAGGCGGACCACUGCUGCUGCAUGUGUGUGUUUGGCUCUCAGACUAUGUGGUGGGAGGAGGUUUCCUGUCAUUCCAUUCAUGCAGCCAAAGCCAGAGCAGCUGAUUCGAAAAGUGGCACGCCCAUAGGACCCUUCCUCUCUCUCGUUACACCAUGUCCAGCUCUACCUGAAAGCAGGAAGCUGCUCUGAAUGCUUGCAUGCUGUCACUUCCUGUCCCCCUGAAUUCAUGGAUUUUACGGCACUACCCAGCCAGCCACUGAGGCUAAAGAGCCGGUCACCAUGGCAAUCAGAACACCCGCCUCCUCUCCGCUGGCUGUGUUCAUGUAGUAACGCCCGGGAGUUUCCCCCCGCUGUGCACUCUCAGCAGAGAGGCUGUUAUGUAGCAAUUUAGCAUGCAGCGUAUAAUUAGGAUAGCAGGGAUUUUGGUAAAGUCAAGUGUUUGUCACGCUGGAGGAGCUGAAGUGUCAGACAGGGUGCACUUUUCCUUCAUUUCUCAAAGGCUUGGUGGUAGAGUUGUAAAUUGUGGAAUUUAUGGCAUCUAAAGGAAUUUCUACUCGCAUAUUUUGGAAAGCGAGAGACAGCUGUGAGGUUGAAAAGAAGAAUCAUAAUACAGACUCACAUUUGUUUUCACUGUAGUCUAUUCCCUCAGACCCUACAACAUCGUUUUAAUGAGAUGAAAACUAAGCAGUUCACACCCAGAGGAAAAUCUGAGCACAGCAUGAAUAAAAACAUUCCUGCCAGUGUUUAAAAAUAAUGACCUAAACCAGUCUCAUACCCACACACCCUGUGUCCAGCAUCUUUGGGACUAAAACACGUUCUGCAAUGGACUCAAAAUUGACUGCAGUGUAAGAGGAGAGUGAAAAUCCAAAGCUAGACCAUGUAGAAUGGGUUUGUUCAGUGUGGCUACCAUUAGCAGAGUUAGCCCUACAACCCUCUGAUCUCCUUGCACGAAAUGUCAAAAUGUCUUAGCUGGUCGUGUUUUGGUCCAUACAAGUGGUUGAUUGCCAUUUUAAAUCAGACCCAACGUAUGUACAAUUGUGUCUGUUUUCUGAGUGAAAAUACUGUCAAACCGCUUUAUGCUGCAUCUGCCAUCUGAGCUUGAUGUAAGCCAGAGCCUUCAUGUUAAAACGUAAGGUCGAAGCAGAAAUGCGGAAAGCUUCUUCUUCUUCUUGUGUGUCCACUUGAGUCUGAUUCAAAAGCCAUGGAAAUCUCAUCAACAUCCAUCUUAAAAUACUCAGUUUAAGAGCAGGACUGGAUAUGAUGGCAGCAGGAACAAGCAACAGGAAGACAAGAGGCCUUCAUCAGCCCCGCCCCUUUGCUUUUAGCUAGGAGGACCAAAAGUUAGGCUGGGUCAGUAUUUCCAUUAUGGUGAUGGUGCCUUAGAAACUGAUAGGUGUCUUCACAAGACUAUGUCCAUGUUUUAGAUGGUCUACUGCUGGAUAAACUCCAGGCAACAGAGCAGGACGUUACUAUUAAUGGCAGGUUUCUUUGUCAAAACUAAUCAUCCACAUCUUUACACCAGGUGUUAAGUUUUCACUUAAGAUCGUUUUUGACCAAAAUAAUAUGAACAAUUGUCUCUUACAGCCACUUUCCUGUUGCUGGAUUCAUCUGAAUUCAGUGGAAACCUUGUUCUGACCUGUAUAUUGCUGCUACUUUAAAGUUUAUUUGGGUUCAGGUUACCAUUAGUGUUCCUGUGGUUGAAGUAAUGGGGGAAAGCUCUUGUUGGUGGUUAAAGUAAAAGUGGGCCAGAGUCAUGUGUUAGUCAGAGUCAAUAUUUGGCAGUGAUUUUCACAUCGACAGGAACUGACCUUGAUGUUGUCCACUGCAGUUAGGGCUCUUUGUGUUUGCUGCUGGUUGAAUGAGCUGCACAGCGUACAUUAGAAGGAAUGUCCUCACAUAAACAUGAGGGCUUUUAGAGAAGGAGACGAAAUCUGACACAAGCCGGAGCCAAAUUGAUGGCUUUGCCAACAGAUAUAUGUUCACCACUGUUGUCAUGCUCCAGACUUGUUAAACUUUUACUGUCUGCUUCCCCCUUUUUGAGGGAAAGUCCCAUUCAUAAACACAGAGUGCUGCAGAGAAAAUGACUGCUUUUCAAGGAUAACACUGAAUUUCCCUUUCACAAACACACAGAGUGCUUUUCAUUUCACCUGCUCAUCAUUCUCCUCCUGUCUUAGAAGGGCUGUCAAAUGAAUUAACCCAACACUGGCUCCCUCUCCCAGGCCCAAAUUUUCCUGCUUCCCCUCCACCAGCCUCCUGAAUGCAGAGGGAAAUGUCUUUGAAUAAACCCCCACGGUUUACACAGCUGCUGGAAAUUUCCUUUAAAGGAAGCGUGUUGGCCACUGAGCUGGUCGAGUAGCAAGCCAACGAGAGCGAUGCCCGGCUGGAAUGACACUGAGUGGCUUCUUUAUUUACACUGAUUCAAUUAGCGGCGUGGAGGAUUUUAAGGGAACUAUAAUAAUAGAAAGGAGUCCUCAUCCAUCCAGCCUGCUGUGCGUUUGCUCUGCUGUCAAGCAAGUCCUCAGGAGAACAGUGUACAUAAGAAAGUUCAAUCCGUUCAACAACUUUUAUUACAACCGCAGGCUGUUUCAAAUUCCUUUUCUCUGUUCUUAUGCUAUUUGUAGAAAAAGAGCUGUGGAUAAAGAGCGAGGGAAAGUUUUCAAAAGCAGCCUUGUCUCAAAAUGAGCUAACUGGAAAACCCAGCAGUAAUGGAAAUGGGAAGAAAGCGGAGAGAGGAAGAAGGGUGGGGCAGACUGUCGCACGCCCCGUUUCUACACCUUUGUUUCCCCUCGCUGAAAACUCUCUACUCCACUCCAGGAUGCUAAUGAGAUCAAAGACACUGCUCCUGAACCUGAGCUGACUCUGGCACAGCCUCCUCUGCUGCUGUCCAGCACUGUGAUCACUGCUUUGCUGACUCUGCUACUGGCAGAAGCCCUCAAGCCUAUUAAGAGUUAAUUAACAAGUGUGCACAUGCUAUCACCCGAAAUAUGCAGGAGUCUGUUGUUUUGUUGCAUUAAUUCUUCAUUACUGUAAACAAAUUGUUCCAGACCUUUUUUUUAAUAGUUUUGCUCUUUUGUUUAAUUUUGAUGGUCACACAUUGUAUUUUUGUGGUAACUAUGACAACAAACCCAUUCAGCUGACAGUUUCCAGUGUUCAUAACUUGUUAAUGCAGAACACCAGUGUAGUUUUUGGAAGGGUAAUGUUUUCACUGAUAGCGCUGUAGGCCUACAUUGAUGAAUAUAUGAACAAACGUUUAAUCAACAAGUGAUUCUGGAGCCGAUCAGCAAAGAUGACAAUGUUAAAUCUACCAGUUAACCAUGUAAACAAAGGGUCAAACAGACUAUAUGGGGUUCGUCAAAGCAGCAGUGGUAAAUUUAUCCCACAACAAGCUUCAGGAAGAGAACUUUAAGGGCUGAGUUAUGUGGUGUAUUCACAGCCGUCUUCCAUCCAAAAGCAGCAGCCACAUCUCUGCACAGCUAUGAUCAGCAUCUUGACUAAACCCACCCGCCCCACCGCCACCGCCAUCUUCAUCAUAACUCUGAGUUUGAGGAAUUCUUCAGUAACCAGAGCUCCUCUUUCUCUCCCUCUGAGACACGGUCCUGGAUCAGACCGUUUCUUUUCGGUCCUGCUGUUCUGGCCUUCUCUCAUCUUUUUAAAUUAAGUCUGACAUUUCUAACACUUCUAUUUCACCCACUGUUUGGACAAAACCACAGCCUCCUCCCGUUACCCAUAAGCCCUCAGUGCUUAGCAGUCUGCACUGCAGCCUUCUUGUAUGUUUCAUCACAGAAGAGCCACAAUGGCUGAAACAUUUCAGUGAAAAUAAAUGUGGCUCUACCCUCUUAGGAAAAUAUUUAUGACUCUGAGUGUGUGUGGAGUGAAGGAUCCUUUUGUCUGAUGUUUUCCUCACCCCCUCCCUCAUCCUCCCCUCUGCUCUUGCAGCUUUGGGUGUCCAAGUUGUUGGCAGCGGUGGCCCAUAUUGGCCCUGACCACUUGUAAAGGUCAGGAGUGGCUCUUUGGCUGUGGUGCCAGCCUGCCAUAUGACUGCCUCUCCUCUCACACUGAAGCUUUUGUUCAGCAGUUUCUUGUUGCCUUCCUCUCGGCCCGGUCGUUGCAUGAACACACUGCUGCUGGUUUUGGAUUACAGCUGUAACUCCCUCCUGGUUCUUGCAGAAUCUCUGAGAUUUUUACGAAACUGUUCCCUGUCCUCAGCCUGUUGAAAUCUGAAAAUCACUCUUCGAAUUACUGGAAGUCUUUAGGUACAAAUAUGAAUUCAGUAGCAAAAAUGCUUUUUUGGUUCUUAUGGGACCCAAUAAGGGACAUUUCUUAUAAAAACUUAGAUAAUGUUCAUGAGCUCUUAUCCUAUCGGUUCUGAAGUCUAUCUUCAUGGGCUACAUGCGUUGGAUGGAGAGGGAAAGUCAUCAUCAGUUUGUUGUGGAGUGGAUUCAUGACGUGACAGAGUUUCCUGUUUUAAACCAGCUUAACUCCUGGAGUGAGGUAACAAAGCACAUACUUUGGGAAAAAUAAAAGAUAACCUGUAGUGUGUAACAGCACAGUCUAUAUACGGGGGACCGAACAACAGACAGUCAGGUAAGACAAGUUUGAUAUAGAGAAACAGCCUCUGUGGAGCAUAGACCGCUGCAACAAGUCAUACCAUGAAGUGUAGUCCAUCACACAUUAGUUUUUCAAAAUAUUGGACCCAGACAGUCUCUGAUAGAACCCCUGAUAGACAAAAGCUCCUGGAUGUUACAGAAAAACUCAGAGUUCAUAAGGUGAAAGCUGCCGGUCUCAAGAAGCGAGUGGAUUUUACUGCAAGUUGCCAUGUCGUACUGUUGUUAAUGUAAACAGACAGUAUGUUUACAUGCACAGUUUAGUCUAGCAGUUACCUACUCGAGUCAGAACAGUAGUUCUCAAAGGGGUUAGGGUUUACUCAACUCAGCUCAUCUUUAUUUCUAAAGCACUUUCGAACAACCACAGUCAAAACAAAGUGCUGUGCGUACCAAGUAGACAAAAACAACACAGACAUUUGAGGUGCGAGUUUGGCCAGUAGUGUUUACAUUAGGAGUCCCAUGCAUGGAGGCUGUAGCUUUCAUACCAACCUGCUGCUCUCUUCUGCUUAUUGUUCCCUACCUCCCUACUAGUGUCCAAUCCCCCUUCUAGUUUCCUACCCUAUCCAUUGCCCAGGUUGUUGUGUUGUGUUGUUGUAACCAGAAACAGUGAAGUUUGUGGUCAGUUUCCUAGACGGUCACUCUGGUGUCUGUAAACUUGGGCCCUAUAUUUGGAUUCAGAUGACUAAUAGGUCAAAAUACCGACUUGUUUCCGCAUUUGUAAUCAUUCACUCGGUGUGUGUUUAUCCUGUUCUGUUGGUACUCGCCACAUUACUGAAAACAAAGGCAUGCUCUCAAUGAUUCCUUAAAUUAAUGCUGAAUGGAUGUCAAAAAUGUGCAAAACUGCUUGUUUUUGUCGCUCACAGGCCGUGUUGUUUUUCUAACCCCUUUGUUAUGUCUGAAAUAACAGAAAAAUCCUGUGAAGAAGGUAGACCUUUUGUUUUAGGACUAAGAGGCUUUUUGAAACAAAGGAUUGUGUUGCUGCUGUUACAGUCUGCACUGAGAAAUCCAGCAGCAUAACUCACUCUGCAGCUCAUAAACUUUGUCCUUUACUCAUUUGUCAUUCAGGCCCUGUCAUAAAAGUAGCACAAUUUAACAUGAAGAUGAGGAUUAAAUCAGUCCAUAACUCUUAGUAAAGAGUUUUUUCAGGAAAGUUAAAGGUUGAAUUUGCGAGAGAGUUGUCUGAUUUCUCCCCAUGCUCCCAGUUUCUUGCACUACAAUGGAGUCUGCUUUUGAUUUCUGUUUUCAUUCCUUCGUCAGAUUGAAAAUCCAUCAUGACUGUUGUGGUUGAAAAUCUUCCUUCCCCUCUCCUCCCUUCCCAUGAUUCCCUGAUUAGAUUCCUGAAAUGCAGACAGGAAAAGAAUUUGGGAGGACAGAACUACAGAGCUUCCUCCCCGUCUGUCUCCUCCUCUGUCUCGUGUUCACACUCGGCUGUUUUUUUUUUUUUCUAAUGGAGGUUAAAGGGGGGCAGUUUCCUGUCCUGAGAAAAGGUUUGAAUGCAAAGAAUGUCAAACACUGUAGGACUUCAUCAGGAACGGGGUCGAUAAACAUCUGGAGAUCGUGUCAUGUUGCUCCUCAGUCUGGCAUGAAGAAGAGGAUUAGAAAACAAGAACAGCGUGAAAUGCAUCUCUCCAGCUCCCUCCCACCUACCCACCCACUCACUUUGGCUCUUUCUUUGUCUUUCAGGAGAAUCAGGACUGGGGAAGUCCACCCUCAUCAAUUCACUCUUCCUUACAGACUUGUACUCCUCUGAAUACCCGGGGCCUUCACACAGAAUAAAGAAAACUGUUCAGGUAAUUUACAUCUCUCUGACACACUCCUUUUCUUUCUGCUUACUGAGGAGUCACCCCCUCCGUUUGCAGCCUUCACUUCCCAUUUUCACCACCACCACCCCCCCACCCCCCAACCAUGACACUGGCCAGUCAUUGCCAGAGCCCAAGGCUGCUGUAUCACAGGUGUGCCUGUACCUUUUGUUUUUCUGAGCCUCACAGCCGCCGACUACAUAGUUUCAGUGUGAGAUCUUGUUUUGUGAAGCUGCUCCUCCUCGCUGUGUUUGUGUUCGACUGUGAAACCGGUUCAUCUGCUUUCACACACAGAUAGUUUGUUUGCUGAAGGCUGAGAUGUGUUGUAAUAUUAAAUUAGGUAAUGUCAUUAGGUUGUUGUGUGUUCUGGAGUUGAAACAUAUUACAUUAAGCUGACUUUGAGAGGCGGCAUACUUUUCAUCUUUGAACAGAAAUAAGUAACAUAACUCAGUUAGGAAGAGUCGAACACUUUUACCCAGAAUCUGUUCCACAAUAGGACCUCAGCGAUUUUAUAGACUAUAUCAUGUUCAACAAACUAACCUGAAACCUGAUGAGUUCACCUGAAUGGCAUCCCUGCAGCUAAUCCUUUGACAGAGGAUCCAAAAACCCAGUGAGGAGAAGAAAAGGGCGAGGAGUUUAGCCAUUGGACAAAAUAUAACCGGUUCAAAAGUCUGAAGAAAUGUGAAUGUUGAGCAAAAUGUCUCUGUCAGAUUCUCAGUCAAAAUGCUCCCUUGCUCACCCCUCCUGUUGACAAAGCAGCAAUGGUAUAAAAACAGCAGACACCAACAAAUAGUAUAAAUGACAGCAGUUAUGGAUGGUGUAAAGACAGCUGCACUAUUGAUUUGUUGUGCUGGUCUCAAGGCUGGUAUUGAUGUUGUGUACAGCUGGAGUUCAGAUGUCAUCCACAGACAGUGGUGAAGGACAUGUCUGAAUCUGUCAUGACAUUAUAGACUUUAAUCUAUCUGAGAUUUGCCAAAGGCAGUCUUUGAUUAAAUACGAACAUCUCUGUAAACAAAAUCUAUUUACCUGUGUUCUCAGCAAAAUCAAAGUAUGAACCAGUCUAUCUGUCCGUGUGUGAGUCAGCGUCACUCACAACUGUUUAUACAGGAAGAGAUUUAAUAUUAUAAUCACAAAGAUCUUCAUUACCACCUAAAUUACUCUCAUAUACUGAAGGAGAAGUGGAAACAUCAAAGGGAAUGCAGAGGACGAUGUUCAACACAUGUUUGGUAUAAACAUGUGAGACAGCGUUAGGGUUGGGUAUCGAGUCUCAAGCAUCAAUGGGGACAGGGACUGACAUUCCAAUUCUCCCGAAAUCAUUCAAAUUUUAAAAUUUCGAUUCCGAAUGUCCAUGCCGGAGUCCGUCGACCGGAAGAAAUAUCCGCCGAACACCAAUGAGGACGAAGCGUAUGAGACAAAGCCACACAGAGAGAGAAGAGAGACAGAGAGAGAAAGUAACAAAAUGAUUAUUCACGAGAAUAAAGUCGUUAAAUAAAUGAAGUCUUAAAGCUGCUUUUGUGGAGGAGGAAAUGGCUGGAACUGGUCAACUGCAGUUAUCUAUCGAUGCAUCAGUGGGCCAUUCAGAGGACUUUCAUGGUUCCUCAAGAAACAAUCCGACUGAUGAUCAACAUUUAUGAUUCAGAGGGAGUCGAACUCCGACGAGCACUGCAUCUGUCUGUGAUACCCGCACAACACUGGUAGCAACCUACACCUGCAGAGGCACCAACACCUUAUGACCUAUAGAUUCAUAUAUAAGCUAAAGUCAUAUGCUAUUGCUAUAAACGGCUGCAUUGAGGGAUUAAGCCUCUGCACAGCCAUAUCCAGCCAUUUCCCCCUCCUCAAAAACAGUGAUUCCCUGUAAGUCCGCCUGGUUCUUUCUGCAGAAAAGAUGCAUUUCCUGCAAAUGUCCUGAUACUUAUGACAAUGUGAUGCUGAAACGCCAAAGGAUUUAGUAUCUCCUUGUUUGUGAAACUUAGCUACUGAAGUACAAUUCAUCUAAAUGCUCAUCAGUACUUAUUUAAACAACUAACAACAGGUUAGAAUAGCUAUUAGCUACAGCUUUAUUCUCGCAAGUAAUGAUUUAAGUACGACUUCAUUCAAGAAAUUAUUUUAUUACGACUUUUUUCUCGUAAAUAAUUUUAUUACAACUUAAUUCUCGUAAGUAUGAAGUCUUAAUUUUUUUUUCUUAAUGUGGCCCUAAUACUCAGUUGUAAAGAUAUAUCUUAAAUUUUAAAAGUUGAAUAAAAUGUGAGAAAAAAGUCAAUUAUAUUCAAAAUAUGUUUAAAUUAUGAGAUUGAGGUUCAGUUUGAGUUAAAAAAAAUGCGACUCUGAGACGAUUUGUCAUAUUUAAGAAGUAGAGAUAGGAGGUGUUCAACUUUCACUGCAUUAUUAUGACUUUUUUCUCAUUAUACAAAAGUCUUUUCAGUCAUUGUUGUCCAAUUAAAAUCCCCUAGUCAAGCUUUAACUGCAGCUUGACUUCACUGAGUAUAAAAACAUUCUGAAUGCAGUUUUUAGCAGUUUUUCAAGGAAAAACCUCUGUGACUCGUCAUCUUUGUGAGGUUGAGAGCUACAGUUGCUCUAAUGUAACAGAUAAGACUGAGCUGGUUGACUGACUGGCGCUGUAUUUCCUGACUCUCAAUGAUAGUAGAGCUUAAAUUAUAGAAGUGUGUGUGUACCGCGCAAAAGCCCACACAAACAGAGAACUUCCUGAGAUGAUGCAGAGAUAAAAUGAGGCACGCGCCUCAGUGUACAGAACAGCACCCCUCCCAGAUCCAGCUCAGCAAGCUUCCUCUAACAUGACGACAGCUUGACUCUGAGUGUCACACACCUCCUCUGCGGGGUUUGUCAUCACUUUAUGAUGCACUGAUGAAACAUUUUCAAAUACCCUGAUGUCCUGAUUAUUUACAGAUGAGUCCUGGACCCAGCAGUUCUUGAUUCCUAUGAGCAGAAAGCUGACUUUUCAUUGAAAAAUGAAAACUCAGUUUGACCUUAAGUGUUGGGUGAAAUUAGUGUGGUUACAGAGUCGUUUUAGGGCUGUUGCACCCUCAGCCACACCUAACUCUUUAUGCAUUGUACUAUAGGAGAGCUAAUUUGAAGUCACCUGGCUCGUUAACCCAGCUGGGAUGUCAGGUAUUAAACUGAUGCAUUGAGCAACAGGUUUUUUUGUUCUGAUUUUUUCAUAUGGUGUUAUAUUUUACCCCAAUCACCCUUGUUAUUUCUGUCAUGAUAGACCAGUGAUGGGAAGAACAGUUCUUUUGACUCUACUGAAUCCUUAGUAUCCGUUAAUUAAAACAAUUCGUUCAAAACAUUCGUUCACUGAAUCAGUUGGUGCUUUGGAGCCCCGUCCUGCCGGUGCACCAGUGAGUGACACAGCGGUGAGUUUGUUCAUUGAAAGAGCCCCUCCCCUCCCCUUGUGCUGAAGUCACAGCGUCGUUCACUGGGUGAGACAUGUCAUUCAUCUGCCAAGUCCUGAAGAAAGAAUCACUCCCCCUGCCCUGAAAAACUCACCUCUCUGUGUGUCGCUGUCGGCGAAAACAACACAGCAGCAAGCAGCACGCCCGCUAAACACGUGCGAAUCGUCGUUCUUUUAUAUCACAGAAAAGUGGAGAGUUUAAAAAGAAAUAACCAUUGCAGGUUUAGCGUAGAUUCUGCUACUUUUAAAGAUAUCAAAUAGCAUAUUGCUUUAAAUCAGUUGAAAUUGCCUUCUUGCAGGAACGUUUAUACUAGGGUCCGACCGAUUUAUCGAUUAAAUUGGCCAAUUUUAGCCCAUUUAAGACUAAUUCAUGUAAGACACAACACUAUGAUCGACUAAAUGAAGUCGUGUUGAACUUAAGUAAACCUUUCAUAACAAAUGCGUCACAACAGGUAAUAGCAGCAGAGAAGUAAAGCAGCUUUAAUUUAGCCAUGAGUGGAGAGAGGCGAGCAGGGAGAGGAGCUAAACAAAUUCUUGUUUAUUUCGACAGGCUGAAGAAUCCUAACAGGUAUUUUAUCUGUUUUUACCAGCUUCAUACCAUCAGUUGAAUUUCUCUACCAAAAUACUGUCAAAAGCUCAAGUAAUUUAAAGCCUACCCUGGUAUUAUGUUUCUACCAUACCUCAGUUUCUUCACCUUACCAUGAAUCAGUUUACAGUAUCCACUGCUGACACUUUGAUGAGCUUUCUGAAUGACUGUCAUGUCAAAUAAAUAUGUAAGAGACAUCAAAAGUGCAGAUGUGACUGAGCCAGGAAUGAGGCUGCGUCCAAGAGUGAUAUGAAUGUGUGAGGCAUACGGUUUCUGCCCCGACUCCUCCAUCUUUGAUGCCGUUUGCAGUGACGAUGCAGACGAUCAGGGUUUGGCAGCUUCCUCAAAUAGAGCACGCAGCUGCAUAGUUCUACCCGAGCGUCCUUUUGAAGAGUGAAAGGUGAUACUGUUGGUGUUUGAGAGCUCCUGCAGGCUUCUCUCUGCCCGCCUCCCUCCCUCUGUUGUAGGGCAUUAAGAGUUUGGCUGGUGUACAGUAGAUCAGCUGCAUGGCGAGGAUCUUCCCUUCACCUGCUCCCUGUGAUCUCCUGCUUUGCUCUAAAGCUCCUCUAAUCCCUGGCUACACACUGAGGGGCUAUGUCUGCCACCGCCCUGCUGCUGAGUCCAAUUUGCUUACCUGCCUAUUACACCUCCUCAGCUCUUAUUAAGAGUUCAAAGGAGAUUCAGCCUCUUUGUUUGUGUGAGCUUCUGUUGGCUGCACAUUUGUGGAUUUCACAAGUUUUCUUGCCACAAUGGGAUAACCUGAGGGCCGAAGUGUUUGCUCAAAACAAAAAGUACUGUAUGCAUGAGUUGGUGUGUAUUGCAGUGCUGUUUAUCCUUACAAGACAUUAAAUAUGGAAAACAGAGAGCUCUCAUUUCUCUCCGCAGGGACCACAAACUAAUCACAUUUCGAAUAAUUGUGGCUGCUUUUUUUUUUUUUUUUUUCCCAGGCAAAGCCGAGGAAUGUGAUGAAAUCCAGAUGAGUGUUGUGUGUCAUAAAACAAUUAAUUAUUUAAAAACAGGAGAAAGAUGAGUGAGAGGAGAUGGUUUGAGAGUUUUAACUGUUACAGAUCCAAUAGACCGGGGCAGAUGUCCCUGUAGUUUUUUGGUAAAUAAAGUCUUUGAGGAAGGAGAGCAUACGGGGACAGGGACUUGGUGAUUAGCCAACGAACUACUGCAUGCACUCGGCUCGGUCUUGUCCUGCUGAUGUACAGACAUGUCCCGCUUUCUUCGUCAGACACUCCCAAUUCACCAGAACUUUUUACUGCCUGACAACAUUACAGAAAAGAUCCCAACACAGAUAGACCAGAAAUAGGUGUCACGCUGCACUUCUUACAGCCCCAAGACUUCACCGACAAACACGAUUUCUCAGAAGUCCGCCACUACGUCAGUCAGUAGUUGCACUAAGAGUUUUUAUCACUAGAGUUUGAUCGCUUCAGAAAGAGCUGAUGAGCAGCUGUGUCCGGCUGAAAAGAAAACAUCAUCUACUGAAGUAAAAACAUCUAUCUCUGUUAGAAUCCUUCCUGUUAUGUUGAUAGAAACGUGAAGGUCAAAUCUGAUCCUCUUUGCUGCAAAAAAAGAGCAAAAUUUGUUAUUCUGGUACUUCUCAGUACCGUGUUUAGAAAAAAACAAAAAGUGAAAGGAAAUAUGAUGCUACUUUCUCAAUGUUUCUUACUUCUACCUGACUGUCCUCAUUCACGUCAGCAGGAUAAACAUGUUACAUUAGUGUCUGACUCAGAGACGUAACAUAAACACUUAAAAUAUGAGGCUGCUCAGAAAAAAAGGGGAUCUUAUUCCCGUUUCUGCAAUAUGAAAAAAAAUCAGGAAUUUAUACCAGAUAAAAACAAUGUAUUGUAGGUGCACUGUGGGUGUAGAUAUUGGAAAAAAAAAAAACAUUUUGUGGUCCUGUCAAGUUAGCCCAAAAAAUUAUGAGCACUGAGACUAGCAGGACCCAGAAAAUCUGCAUCACUUCAUCGAUCGUUUUCAAAGUAGAUCUCUGUAGGUUUGACUCUGCCAGCACAGAGGCCAGUUUCUGUGUUCAAGUAAGAGGCUGCUUUGAAUGAUUUCAGAUUGAGGUUUUUAGUCGAUUAACCCGGGUAAUAAGGUAGUGGUGACAGCCUGACAUCUUUCAGGUCAUAUGACUGAUCAUGUGAUGUGACACAUUGCAGGUAAGACGUUCAAACAAUAUUAUUCAGCCUUACUAAAUGUUGGUCAGUCUUGACCUGCAUACUGUUGGCUGUGAACUGAAAAACAUUAGCGCAAAAACAUAAAAAGUAUGAAGUGGCCAAAACUGAUUUUAAUAAAGGAUGCAGAAACAUUUUCUUGAAUUCAGUCUGCUAAUGGAAACAGGAUAGGGAGUGAUUUUAAAAACAGACAUUAACUCCAGAAGAACAGCUGGACAGUCACCAUUACAUUUGUUUUGCUGCUGUUUGUUAACAGUAAAUGAGCUUGCAGUCCGCUGAUCCAAUCAAAUACAGGCGUUUAACAUGACUGUCCCUGUGCAGUGUGGUAAAGCCUAACAGUGUUGUUACUUUUCCCAUGAGCUCAUCGUCUGUAGGCUGCCUCUCUGGUUAAUAGGCAUGACUGUGGCUUGACUCAUCCUGUUACGCUACAGAGAAGGAGACACAGCAGGAUUCCUCGGUGUCGUCUACUCAGCAAUCCUCCAUGUCUAACUUGAACUGUGUCACUGUAGAAAUCUGUGUCUGCAUCAGAGUCAGUGUUAUGUCCUUCGCCUUCGGACUUGACUUGUUUUUAAGGAUGUCAGUCUGUCAGGUUCUGCAGGUGCGCUUGGAACAUCACAAGCAUAACUCGUUCACUGAAGUCAAAUCUGGUUUCUUAAAACCUGGAGCUCAUUUUGUAAUAGAUGAUCACAGGGAACUACAACUUAUGAAUACAUGAUCUAUGGCUCCACAUGCUAUUAAUGACAGGAUCUGAAGAUGAAAACCGCAAGAGGUUUAUUGCAGUCCAUAAUAUUUAAAUGAGCAGAGGAUACAGAUGUUUUAAUACAGGAGGUAUUUUGAAAACACUGCAGUACAAGCUUUCUUUUUUAUUCUCAACAUUCAAAAAGCAGCAAUUUGUUAUUAAGUUAAAAAAAUGCAUAUUUUGAAACUGCUAAUAAUCUCUGCAUAUUCAUUGAUAACCAAGCAAGUAGUCUCGUAUAACUCUUUUUAUAUAUUAUAACUGCACAACCCCCCUACUAGAAAGAGCUACACAUUUGCAUGGAAACUGCACAUUGCUGGACACAGAUCAAGUCUUUGCAGCUCAGAUUUUUUUCUCUUCAGCGUCCCUCGUGCAAGAAAUCUUAUCUGGCUUCUUCUUUCCUCACAAAUGCUCAAACCACAGACCAGAAUUAAACAGCUCUGUAAACAAAUUCACCACAGGGAGUAAAAACCGCUUUGCAACCAACAAGCAUGUAAUCUACAAACUGAGCUGAGCAGUGAGGAGAUGAACUUUUCGAACAAAGCUGCUCCUGAGUCUAUCAGAGAGUUAAGGAGCGGCUUUGAUCAGUCUGAGGCUGACACACAACUCGUGACGGGCUGAUGAACUUUGAUUUAAUCUGCAGCCCUGAACCAGACCUCGCCUGCCUCUUCUGCCAGUUUCUUAUCAGGCUGUGGGUGAGUGAUGAGCAACACUCCAGCUGAAGCAGUGAACAAAUGCUGAUAUUACCAUGCUUUUUCAAAUAACACUGCAAAUACAGAGGAUGUUAUCAGCCUUAAUGGAAUAGUUUUUUGUUAUUUUCCUGGAGGCUGAAGGCUUGAAUCUUCUUAAGUUCUUCAAAAAUGAUUUCCGUCCUUCAGUGCAUGUCUCAGCUGUUGUCCUCUAAAAUCUCUCAGACCAGACUGUUGCAUAACAAGAGUCCCUGCAGAGCUUUUAUAGUUGACCCUUAACCCCCUGACCCCCACCCACCCACCACCCACCUACCAGCGUCUGUGUACCUCAGUCUGGCUGUCUUUAAACUGACCUCUGACCUCUGAGCUAAUGCUACAAGGCUAAACUGACCACACAGACAGUAAUUACUGUCACACAGUUGGCAAGACACUUUAAAUUGUCAUUAAAUGUUUGAUAUUGACAGUUCAAUGUACAAAAGAGGAAGAACUGUGUGCAGAUCUGUAAUAUUUCUCCACAGAAUCCUGGUGUUGUUAAACCUGGGCUUUAUUUUCCCAUAUUUUGUGGGAUUAAACGGCCAAUAAAUCCAGAGUUUGGCAAUCAAACCAGCAAAUUGCUUCAGGAGGCGUUUGCGAAAUCCACUGUAAAUGCUCAGACAGAAUUCUUUUGAAACAGUUAUGCCCAAAUCUCAGCAGGAAUCAGUCUGUAGACCUGGAUCUGCCGGCAACAAGGGGCUCAAAUCCAACGUGUGUCCAACGUGUAACUCCAGUCAGAUUUCUUUCGACAGCUCAGACCUCAUCCAAGUUCUUGUCUUUACAGUAGUUCAGAAUAAUUUUGUAGAUUUCUGCAGAUUAUGUGACUGAUUUGAGUCCUUAUUUUCCGCUGCAGGUGGAACAAUCAAAAGUUCUUGUAAAGGAGGGAGGAGUCCACCUUCUUCUCACCAUCGUCGACACCCCCGGCUUCGGUGAUGCAGUGGAUAAUAGUAAUUGGUGAGCUCAGACAUCUGUUAUUGAUAUGCUGCUUGUUCAAAGCCACUUUGUAUAUCAAUCCGACAUUAACAUGACUAAUUUUCUGUCCUCAGCUGGCAGCCAGUUAUCGACUACAUCGACAACAAAUUUGAAGAUUACUUAAACUCCGAGUCUCGAGUCAACAGGAGGCAGAUGCCGGACAGUCGUGUUCAUUGUUGUUUGUAUUUCAUCGCACCUUCAGGCCAUGGGUACGUACCACACGAGUCCCACUGCCCAUUCAACCGAUGGAAAGGUGAAGUUUUAAAGUGUGCUUUAAAAAGUGGUAUUAACACACACCAUGUGAGUUUAAAAGGUAGCUGUUCAAGUUCAGGUUCAUGUUAAAAUUCACAUAGUUGACGUGGACACAGAUGUAGAACAUUUGCACACAAGGAGCAGCAGGAAAACCGGAUUUUGGAUCUUGUUCACAGUUUGAAUCCAGAACAAACCGCUGGAUUGAUUUACGUCUUAAAGCUGAAUUAAGAAUCAAAAAUGGCCCCAGAUGUUUGGAGCUGCUUUCCAUGUAUUCAGCCAGCUUUUUGUAGGAUUUUGGAUUUUAUGAUGGAUUUGGACUUGAGAGCCAGCUCUUCUUCAGCUGGAGAUACUUACCGGCCAACCAAUUUUAGAUUAUAAAGACAGUCCUCUGAGUCAAGCCAACGUUUCUGAGAGAGUUCCUGGAUCCUUUUUUUCUCUGUUGAGGUGCUUUCCCAAAACUGAAAACUUGGCAUGUGGUUGAUAGUCGGACUCAGUCCAUCGCCAUCUAACCGGAUUGUAACUCCAGUGUAAAGUUAGAGCAGCAAAGAUCUCUGACAGUAGAUCACCUCUGUGUGGUGCUCCCUGCCAUGAAACAGGUCCCAGUCCUGCUGUGGGCUGAGUGUGGUUUACUAACUCCCUCAUUCGCUCAUUUUGUGGUUGUUCGGUGGGCUGGCAGCGUGAGCCGGAGAAAAACUUCAAUCGAAUGACUUCUUGUUCAACCAGAAUCACUCAAAGGCUCCAACACAAAAACACUAAGAGCAGAGGUGUUUUUUCUGUGCGUUAAUCAGUGAGGCCCGGCGCCCAAAAACACGCCAGUGACUUUUAUGACCUUUGACCCCUGCCUCAUACAAAUGUCAGGUCAAUGAAGUCGACUAGUGAAGCAUGGAGGAUUGCAUGUGACUUCCAACUUGAGCUACAGGACAAAUUGCAGUGUCAUCAUUAACACUGUGGGAUUUCACAACGAAGGCUUCACAGUAGUCUUAAUUUGAGUUCAGAUGUUUUAAAGGAAGGAAAGUUAUUCUACGGUAAAGAAAGGAUGCUUUUUCACUCAGUAUGUGCAGUUGUACCUGCAGGAUCGGGAAUUAUCUGAACGCCGUUUUGAUCCAGGAAGAUGAUGAAAAACUCACUGUCAGCUUCUCUCAGAUAAAUUUGUGACUACUUUGUCAGUAAAUAAAAAUGUUAUUUUGGAUUUAUCUGGAAUAACUGUCUGUGACAUGUUGCAAAAAACAGGCUGUAACAGUUUGACUGUAGAUGCUUUGCACAGCCCAGAGGUCACUCCAUUUUUAGCACCACCUUCUUUGUAACAUUCACUCCUCCACACAUUAAAGAAACAUGAGCCUAGGGUGGAUCCUUGAGGAACCCCUUCAGAGAUCAGGUUAGGAAGAGAAAACCCUUAAAUUAAAAGCUUAAAACUUGAACCUGCCAUCAAGUUCAGGGGUUAGCGACUCAGCAUGAGGCUGUUUCAGAGUCCUAUCUCUGCAGACUCACGGGAGCAGGUGGUAAUAAAUCUCAGAGCUGCAGGUUCCAGCUGUUUUAGGAUUCCCCUGAUGCCUCAUCCCCUGGCCACCAGUCAGCGGUCCACACCUGUCCCGCUCUUCCUGUGGCCUCACACCGGUUAACCAAACGGGAAUCACAUUGGUGUAAUCUAUCCUGAGCUAGCUGACCUGGAGACACCAUUCCUCCCAUCUGUGUCUUGACUCUCACUGCUGCCAAACACACACACACACAGACACACACACACACUUGGCCGGGCUGUUCUCUCACAUAAAGCCAAACUGUGCUUCCUCCAACAAAAAGUGGUUUCUGCUGUUGAGCCUGUUGGCCCACAGUGACCCGGUGUGGGUUCCUGACCACAGCCCUGCCGGCCCUCUUGGCAAAGAAGGACACCACAUGGAACUAUUCAUUUUCAACACCUGCCCUGGAGAUGGAGAGGAGUGUGUUUAAGAGUGUUUAAGUGUUUCUGGAGGAUACUUAGACUUGGUGUAUGAACUAAACCCGAGCAGAUUUGGCUGCACAGAUUAUCUGGUCUUCGGCCGGUUACAUUUGUGUUGAGUUUUGGCGUUAGGUUUUUUGUCUAUGGAUGAGAUUGAAAUGUUUAAAGUUUAACACAUUAAAUAAACUGUUAACAUAUUAAGAGCACAUCGCAACCAUCUGCUGGGAAGAAAAUAUUCUUUGCAGUGCUAAUAAACGAGUAAAUUCAUAUAGUCAGAUUUAUGCUAUACAUAAAUAUAUACUCAGAAAGGAGGAUAAACAAGUCAAUGGGAAAAUAGCAUAUAAAAUAUAUUUGAAGAGCUUUCAAAGUUAAAUAUUGGUCAGAAAUCAGUUUGGAAAUUGGAUACAACAAAACAAAAAAACAAACAGGAUUUUUUUGUUUUUAUUGCCCAAUAUUGAAAUAUGGAACAGUACUGUUUGAUUUUUAUGGGGUUUUUUUUGUUUGCUUGUUUGUUUGUUUGUUUGUUUUUUUGUUAUUGCAAGAAAAACAAUCUGUUAACCUGCUGUUUACUGGCAUUUUAAUGUUGUUAUUACUAUGUUAUGCAACUGUCUCCUCCCUCUGCUCCUUCUCCAGACUUAAACCGUUGGACAUAGAAUUUAUGAGGCGGUUACAUGAAAAAGUCAACAUCAUCCCCCUGAUCGCCAAAGCAGACACAAUGACUCCUGAAGAGUGUCAACAGUUUAAAACUCAGGUGUGUCUCACCUCUCACUUCUCUGUUGUUUGUGUGGUUUCUGUAAAGUGUUGGUUCAAAACUCUAGUCUUUCUUCUCUCUGAAUUAGUUUGGUUUUUCAUAUCUUUGUUUUUCUCCAUUUUUUUUUUAUCAUAACAAACAUCACAAGGGAGUGAAAUUACAGCAAACUGUUUGAUCAGAGAUCCUGUGUGUGUGUUCAGUCUGCGUCCAUGUGGUCAUGCAGGUCUGUUUUCUGUGUGUAUUGACUCAUGUCCAUUCAGUCAAUGUGUCCUGUUUCCUCUCUCCUGUGUUCAGAUCAUGAAGGAAAUCCACGAACAUAAAAUUAAGACCUACGAGUUCCCGGAGAGUGACGAUGAGGAGGAGAUGAAGUUGGUCAGAAAGAUCAAGGUUUGAUAUUCAAAUAGAAACUUCAAAGUAAAAGCUUUUGUUUUUAAAGCUGGUAGGAAUGCUGUGUGUGUGCGUGCGUGCAUGCACGCGUGUGUGUGAGAGAGAGAGCCACAGCCUUCUGUGUAUUUUUAGCCAUUGUACAUGAGCUAUGCAACAGUUGUGUCCCCUCCCUCCUCUCUGCAGGAUCGUUUACCCCUGGCAGUGGUGGGCAGCAACACCAUCAUCGAAGUCAACGGGAAGCGAGUGCGCGGCAGGCAGUACCCCUGGGGUGUUGCAGAAGGUGAGAGGUCAAAGUUCCAUCGAUCCCAGCCCUUAAAAAUGAUCAGCUGAAUUAAGUCUCUCCCACAUACACAUGCAAACAGAGGAGCGUGCAAAUACAGCCAUAUUUCCACAGUCUGAUUGGAUUAUUGAGCAGCAUCAUGUGUAGACAGUUUGCAAAGCAGUAACACGAUCCAUGUGUCCCUGUUUUGCGAUACACACAUACACAUGGGACACAGUCUGCCUGAGUUAUUGAGUAACGCUGGCACAGAGCUACAGCAGCAUGAAGAGCACUUCAUCAAAAACUGUCAAUCCUUCGAUAAAAACUGUUAUAUGAACAACUAUUAUUCUUCAAGACUGAGAGAGUUGGAAUGAAGGCCUGCCUCUAAUACUUACCUGCUUCAUAUAAAGGUCUGGUACCUUCAGCUGUGAAAGCCAAUGAAAGUUUCCACCCAUAGAUUUGAGAGUUUACGUUAAUCCAGGCGGGACACUUUGCAAAUUUACAGUUCUGCUUAAUUUUCUGCUGCAAGUCGACUUUCAGUGGUAAUAAAUAGUGAAAGAAAGCACACACUUCCAACAUCACAAAUUAGAUCACAAAUAAAUAGAAUGCGAAAUAUCAAUUUUUGGGCGUACAAGUUUGUUUGAUUUUUGUAAGUGGAGGUGGAUGUUUUUGUUUCUCCGUCCUUGUCACCUCCCUCAUGGCUGACUCCCCCCUCUGUGGUGUCAUCACCGUUUGCUGUCAUACCUCAUGCUGACUCUCCGAGCAGUCUGUGGUCAGUUCAUGUCAGGAUACAGUCAGGAUCUUGACAGAAACUGGGUGUGAUUACAAGAAGAUUAUUGGAUUACUCCACAGGGUUCCUUUAACCACCAGUGUUUCUAAUCUGUUCAACUCCCAAUGAAAACUCUGAUUAUUAACAGAGUGUGUAAAAGACUCGUAGAGGAAAUAAACUGAAAUAUAAACUGGGGCAGUGAUGCACUCGGCUCGAGCCGUCAGUGGGAAAGUGGAUGUUAUUUUCCUCUCAGCACAGGAUAUGAGAGUGCUGUUUGACCUGACACAGGAAGCUGCUGUCACACUGCGGUGACACGUAUGAAGCAGUGUGAGGUAGAGCUGAAGCUAAUGGAGGCCCUGAAGGAAACAUUUACAGUGAUGAAGAUAUAAAUAACAUCGAUGAGCACAGCGCAGCCUGGUGGGUGAGAGCAGGAGUGUUACUACAGCCUGGAACUGGUUUGGUGUCUGUGUUUAGCAAGUUUUGGAAUACCACAAAUGUUUCUGGCUCCAUGUCAGCAGAGAUAUGUGGAGGGCAAGGUUCCUGAGAAGCUAUGUGAGUCAUUCCACCACAAAAGUAAGGAGAGGAGGCAGACAACAGUACACAGUGCCACCUGCUGGUGAUGGAGUCUUACUGCGCAGCCAAAGUGUCUGAAAAGCAUGAUCAAGUUAGUCAAACAGCUGUGGAGCUCUUGGUAUAUAUAUUAGAAAACAUGUUAAAUUCUGGCUUUCAAAAGUCUUCAAACUAAGGACACUUGGGGGAAAAUUCAAGGUGUUCAAGGAUUUUUAAAAUUUGACUUAAGGGUUACACUUAGAGUGUUGUACUGACUCCAUUUUUAACUGCUUUUUCUGACAGAAUCCAUGGUAGCUUUGUAGUUUCUAUCACUGUCGUGUAACUUUUGUCUGACUUGUGUUGUGCCUGAGUUUCAGGUGCUCAACCAAGCAGCAGACACUGCUCUUUCAAUAAACUGCAGGCUGACCAGUUAAUCCAGUUAUUUUGGCUAUUUUCCGCCUUAGAUGCUGCAAACGAUUGUUGGAGUUCUCGGUGAAAAAGCCUGAAAUAUCUCCAACCUGCUGAGUGUCUAUAGAAAGCUCCCUCCUUCCUAUGCUAGCUCUCAGCAGAGCAAAAUACAAAGACCCGGGCUGUCGCAAACACUUGAUAGCAUAGAGUCUAUGCUAUCAAGCGUUUGGGAGGGCAGAUCUACUCUGCUUCGGUCUAUGCUAUUGAUAUCUGCUCCAGCUUUUUGGGGCAGAAGCCACCUGAUACAAACAAACAUGACAAAAGCUAGUUUCACCAGUAUAAAGCAUUGCUGAUUAUGUCUCCUUCUUUCUCUUUAGUGAUCGUUCAGGUUUCUAUGCUGUUAUUCCUUCAUGAUUUAGUGUUUUAACUGUUGUGUCUCUUAUUUCAGUGGAGAACAGCGAACACUGUGACUUCACAAUCCUCCGAAACAUGCUCAUAAGGUGAGACUAAAUAGAAAUCAGUGCAAAAUACUCUCAAAUUUUAAUGCUGCAUGUAAGGAUCGGCUAACAAGACUGCACCUUAUAUCAGCAUCUUACUCCUGUUUGUUUGAGUCUGUGUCCAAACAGCUGUCAUAAAGUCAGUAAAUGUGCUCCCUGUGAUUUUCAGGACCCAUAUGCAAGACCUCAAGGACGUAACAAACAACGUCCAUUAUGAGAACUACCGCAGCAGGAAACUCGCCGCAGUAACAUACAACGGCGUCGACAACAACAAGAACAAGGGACAGCUAACUAAGUGAGUUCACCUGUCCUACUCAAAUUCUCACACCUUUGAUAAUGAUGUUGAUUUUUGAUGCUAGAAACUACAGAUUAAAGUCAUCACGCAGUCUGAACCUUUAAAGCCCAACAAACCAGCACUAACAAGGUACUAACUGUGCCCAGUAUCAGUUGUGUCUAAUCUGACAGUACUAAUCGUCUGACCCUGGCUAACCCAGCGGCUGCAGCUGUCAGUAAAAGCAGCACUCUCUCACAAGCUAAUGCAUGGUUCACAGCUGCAUGCUAAGUGUCUGUGCGUUUGUGUGUUUGUUUGUUUUUAGACCUGACACGGCUGACGGCAUGUAAGUGUGACUUCACUUCUUUUAAACCUCAACAAAGACUGCUUAUCACUACUUUUCAUUCAUUUACCCUCCCUCAUAGACUUAGAGCUCCUGUUUCUUCACUCAUUCUAAUGCAAAGCUGAUAAGUUUGCAUACUUGAUUUAGCUUUGAUUGAUAAAUCAGAUUUGUUUCAGUGAUCCUGAUGGAGUAAUCACACUAGAGACAGGGAAACUAAAAUAUUCAUCCUCUCACGGCCUGCUUCUAUUUUCUGGCUCUACUUCCUGCUUUGCUGUUUCAUCACAAAGUAGUUAUUAAUCACCUUUAACACUGCUCUGGCUAAUUGGGAAUACUGUAAAACUUAUGUGCAUAUUGUGUCGACUCCAGUUGUCAAUAACUUUGGUUUAUUGACAAUAUACCUUCCUGUCUAGAUUCAAUUACCUUUGUUUUUCAGUCUUUUGCGGACAAUCCUUUCCACACACAACUUUAUCUCCAUUUUCUAGAUCAAAAUUCAGAAGAAGUUGCCAUCUUAUCCGUGCUUGUUUACAUCCUGGUACUAGAACAUUGCAUAGCCCCGUCUAGUAGCUACUUCCUGCACGACAGCUCAAGCCUGGUUUAUGUUUCUGCAUCAUGAGAGCUGCACACUUCAACUAUGUAGUGUUCAUGUCACUCUGCAAUUCUCCACCUAAAUGCAAGUUUGCGGUGCAAUAGUUCUGCUCCCCUUCCCCUGUUGUUAGUUCACAAGAUUCAACCGCAGCUAAAUAUGAUCAGAAUAUAUUGAAGUCGAAGCUGAGAUGUUUUGCAGCAGUUGAUCAUGAUGGACCUCAGGGCUGCUGAGGAAGAGGGCGGGGGCACAGGGCUUGAUCUCUGCAUUGUUUUGACUCAUGAUUACAUUUGUUAGGAGGUGCAUGUAGGCUACAGAGAUCUAGGUGUAGAUGCAGCAGCAUAAACCGGGCUUCAGAUAAAGCAUGUUACUGGCAAUUCAGGCUUCCAAUGGGAAAAAAAAACAUAACUUUAUAAAUAAUUCUCUUAAAGUACCUCCUCUCCUGACAAACUCCUCCUCAAACCCUCGCUGGGAGCCGUCUGUCACAGAGAGCUUCCAGCGAUGGAGAGCUAUCUGAGCCUUUACUGGUUCUUCCUCUUCUCCUCUUCAUCACCCUUAAGCCAGAAGAGCCUUUUCUGGUUGUGGUGGAAUCACUUCAGUGUGACCAUGCACACACCUGCUUCUGUGCACUGUCUCUAUGAACACUCUCAUGUCUCCAGGAGUCCUCUGGCUCAGAUGGAGGAGGAGCGACGGGAGCACGUGUCCAAGAUGAAGAAAAUGGAACAGGAGAUGGAGCAAGUCUUCGAAAUGAAAGUAAAAGAAAAGCUCCAGAAGCUCAGAGACUCAGAGGCCGAGGUAAACUCAGUGAUGUUUGUUUUUGUCUGUUUGUGGACUUUUGGAAAUGCUUGGUUAACCUCUGACUGUGCCUGUUCACUUCUGCAGCUCCAGAGGCGUCACGAGCAGAUGAAAAAGAACCUGGAUGCCCAGCACAAGGAGCUGGAGGAGAAACGCCGCCAACACGAGGAGGAGAAGGCCAGCUGGGAUGCGCAACAGAGAAUUCUGGAGCAACAGAAAUUAGACGCCUCCAGGUACAAACGCCAUCACACAUGAGGUCUGGAGACUGAGCUUUGAUUUCUGAAAACCUUUGGAGCAAAAUCGGAAAACCUGUCCAGUGAGGGACUUUUGGUGCCCCCCUGUGGACAAAGCAGUCUCUACAUGCUUAACCCAAUGGAGACUUUUCUUGUAAACCUAACUAAUUUAGGAAAAAUCUGAAGCACAUGUUGGUGAAGGAGGCUCAUUGCUUCUUUGAAUGUAACAUGUCGACCACAUGUGUAAAUCCUCGUUUUGUUUUUCUCUUUUUACUCGCAGGACUCUGGAGAAAAACAAAAAGAAGAAGAUAUUUUAACAUCUUCAGAGGAGCAUCUCAUUGUCACCUCGUCGAUGUUGUAUUAUUUGCCAACCUGCCAGCCACGAUUGUCAGAACAUCUGUCAAUACACAAUGUAAAAACGGUCAACCACAUUACUGUAUAACAAUCAAGAGAACACCAAGGGGCAGUAUUGUCUGGACUCUGAGUUUGAAUUAUCACCGCCCUUUCAUCAGUUCUGUCUUUGGACUGAGUCCGUGUGCAGACCCUGGUCUGGGUCACUGCGCACAAGUUAAAGUUAAAUCACAAUGACCAAGCAGAGGUCAAAGUUCAGAGCUAAGCCCCUCCCCCUACUUCUUCUUCUUCUUUGGGAAUGAUGAUGCUGCACUGAUUAGUGCGGCGUCUUUUUGAUGCCAAAAACAAACCGAGGUCAGCCUUUCACUUCAGCAGAGAGCGUCAGGCUGGAGCUCACCUCAGGCACUGUUUUUAUAUUUACAGCGUGUAUCUUUCAGGUCCUUUAUUUAGUCAUCACAUUUAAUUUCCUCCCAUGAUGUUAUUCUCUUCCAUUUCUUCUCAUGUAAAUUGUAUACCAUUGAACUGCAGUGUUUAAAAUCAAGUCGUGUGUAACAUUUUCUUACAUUUUUUUUUUUUUUUUUUUUUGUAUCGUCCCGGCUUUGAGACUGUGUUGGUUUAGUUUCCAGUGUCACAGCUGGUGAUCCUCCAGCCAUACUCCUGGAAACCAGUCGUGUAUCCCUGACUUCACUCACGCUGAGUGUAACAAUGCAAACAUGCCGCUCCUGCAGCGGCUGCUUUAGUAUUCAUUUGUGCAGAUUCUUUUUGAAAACGUCUCCUGCAGAGUCCACUCUUUCCCGGGGCAGGAUGUGGAGAGCUGGUGCUGGAUGGUGGAUGGAUGGGAAGGCUGGAGCGUCAGUCAGACAGCCAGAUUUCUUCACAUCACAUUUAGCACUGCUGGUUACUGCAUCUGUUUAAUGUCUGGUUUUUAUUGUACAAAGUCACAUAAUAAACUUGUGAUGGGAAACACUUCAUUAA
Messenger RNA from Xyrichtys novacula (pearly razorfish), 36013 nucleotides. NCBI's taxonomy places the organism in Eukaryota, Metazoa, Chordata, Actinopteri, Labriformes, Labridae. The record is from the annotation of a GenBank genome assembly.